GUAACAUGUUCUCUAGUUAGGAUAUUCUUCGCAACAUGUUCUCUAGUUAGGAUAUUAUUGUUAACAUGUUCUCUAGUUGGAAUAUUGUUGGUAACAUGUUCUCUAGUCAGGAUAUUCUUGUUAACAUGUUCUCUAGUUGGAAUAUUGUUGGUAACAUGUUCUCUAGUUAGGAUAUUAUUGUUAACAUGUUCUCUAGUUGGAAUAUUGUUGGUAACAUGUUCUCUAGUUAGGAUAUUCUUCGCAACAUGUUCUCUAGUUAGGAUAUUAUUGUCAACAUGUUCUCUAGUUAGGAUAUUCUUCGCAACAUGUUCUCUAGUUAGGAUAUUCUUCGCAACAUGUUCUCUAGUUAGGAUAUUAUUGUUAACAUGUUCUCUAGUUAGGAUAUUCUUGGCAACAUGUUCUCUAGUUAGGAUAUUCUUCGCAACAUGUUCUCUAGUUAGGAUAUUCUUCGCAACAUGUUCUCUAGUUAGGAUAUUAUUGUUAACAUGUUCUCUAGUUGGAAUAUUAUUGGUAACAUGUUCUCUAGUUAGGAUAUUAUUCGCAACAUGUUCUCUAGUUAGGAUAUUAUUGUUAACAUGUUCUCUAGUUAGGAUAUUCUUGGUAACAUGUUCUCUAGUUAGGAUAUUCUUCGCAACAUGUUCUCUAGUUAGGAUAUUAUUGUUAACAUGUUCUCUAGUUAGGAUAUUCUUCGCAACAUGUUCUCUAGUUAGGAUAUUCUUCGCAACAUGUUCUCUAGUUAGGAUAUUCUUCGCAACAUGUUCUCUAGUUAGGAUAUUAUUGUUAACAUGUUCUCUAGUUGGAAUAUUAUUGGUAACAUGUUCUCUAGUUAGGAUAUUCUUCGCAACAUGUUCUCUAGUUAGGAUAUUAUUGGUAACAUGUUCUCUAGUUGGGAUAUUGUUUGUAACAUGUUCUCUAUUUUGGAUAUUGUUUGUAACAUGUUCUCUAGUUGGGAUAUUGUUUGUAACAUGUUCUCUAUUUUGGAUAUUGUUUGUAACAUGUUCUCUAGUUGGGAUAUUGUUUGUAACAUGUUCUCUAUUUUGGAUAUUGUUUGUAACAUGUUCUCUAGUUGGAAUAUCGUUUGUAACAUGCUGUCUAUUUUGGAUAUUGUUUGCAACAUGUUCUCUAGUUGGGAUAUUGUUUGCAACAUGUUUUCCAGUUGUUUGA
Molecule: messenger RNA, 1164 nt
Organism: Lottia gigantea (owl limpet)
Lineage: Eukaryota; Metazoa; Mollusca; Gastropoda; Lottiidae
Exons: 1
Source: RefSeq, a predicted model, not a curated record